CGCAAAGUAACAUGAACCCUUCUCUGUCUCGUCUGUUUCCCCAGCAGAGCCAGCUUCACGUGAGAAGUUAUGGCACAGGCGUAUUAAAGUGCAUUACAGUAGGCGAAGUGUUACCAUCAUGUUCGACGAGAAGGAUGUGGUCGCAAUCGGCCAAAUGCUGGUCAACCCAAAAAAAGACCUGGCUUCAAGGUUUCGGGCACUUUUCACGCUCCGCAACUUGGGUGGAGCAGAAGCCAUCAAAUGGAUAAGUCAAGCAUUCGAGGAUGAGUCUGCCUUACUGAAACAUGAACUGGCGUACUGCUUGGGUCAAAUGCAAGACGAGGGCGCCAUUCCUGUUCUGGAGACGGUCCUAAAAGAUGUCAGCCAGGAGCCUAUGGUCAGACAUGAAGCAGGUGAAGCUUUGGGAGCCAUUGGAAAUCCAAAGGUGUUGAAUUUGCUCAAGGAGUACUCUGAAGAUCCCGUCAUAGAGGUGGCUGAGACGUGUCAGUUGGCCGUGAGGCGGCUGGAGUGGCUGAUGAGCGGUGGGAGUGAAGAGGGGGCUGAUGGGAACCCGUACAGCUCGGUGGACCCUGCGCCGCCCGCCACCCAGAAGAGCGUGUCAGAGCUCAGGACGCAGCUCCUGGACGAGAGCCUCCCGCUGUUCGAGAGAUACAGGGCCAUGUUUGCCCUGCGCAAUAUGGGCACUGAGGAGGCCGUGCUGGCUCUUGGCGAUGGUCUCCAGUGCAGCAGCGCCCUGUUCCGGCACGAGAUCGGCUAUGUGCUGGGCCAGAUCCAGCACGAGGCCAGCAUCCCACAGCUGUGCGCGGCGCUGGAGAAGGCGGACGAGAGCGCCAUGGUGCGGCACGAGUGCGCAGAGGCGCUGGGCUCCAUUGGCAAAGAGGCCUGCCUGGAGGUGCUGCAGCGCUACCGCCAGGACCAGGAGCGCGUGGUCAAGGAGAGCUGCGAGGUGGCCCUCGACAUGCUGGAGUACGAGAACUCGGGACAGUUCCAGUAUGCAGACGGACUGAUGCGCCUUCAGGGCGUCUCGUGAGAGAAAGAGAGAGACUGAGUAAAGGGAGGUUGGCUGAGAGACUGGAUGGCGUGUAGGCUGGAAGUUUUCCUAUUACUGAAGCAGCCUCCCCUCUGCUGGCACUAAUCAUUAAAAAAUAACAUUUUAUGGUGUGCUGGUUUGAAAAAUGUGCAAAUGGGUGGAAAAGAAAAACAAAUGACGAGUAUUUGCUUAUUAUUUUAUUCACAGAGUGCAAUCCAUUAUGUUGUGCAAGAGUUUUUUGGCAGACAUAUUUAUGCCUUUGGAAUAUUAUUACAUAUGUAUCCCAGGCAAGCCAAGGCUAUUUCUCACAAUUCCUUCCUCCCAAUUACGGUCAGCUUUAAAUUGUCUUGAAGAGAUUUAAUGUGGCUGUUUUUUUUGUGUGUGAAGGGCACUAACUAAAAUAUACAUAACCUCUCUGUUGUCAGCGCAUUUUAUAAUUGGCAUUAAAUCAUUUUGUGUGAAAUAG
Messenger RNA from Engraulis encrasicolus (European anchovy), 1496 nucleotides. RefSeq names its product deoxyhypusine hydroxylase/monooxygenase (gene dohh). The transcript is spliced from 5 exons. Gene Ontology annotation, molecular function: deoxyhypusine monooxygenase activity. Bases 119 to 1030 code for a protein of 303 amino acids. Gene Ontology annotation, biological process: peptidyl-hypusine biosynthetic process. The record is from RefSeq and is a predicted model, not a curated record. Lineage: Eukaryota; Metazoa; Chordata; Actinopteri; Clupeiformes; Engraulidae.